Messenger RNA from Plasmodium vivax (malaria parasite P. vivax), 1101 nucleotides. RefSeq names its product transcription initiation factor TFIIB, putative. The transcript is spliced from 3 exons. Lineage: Eukaryota; Apicomplexa; Aconoidasida; Haemosporida; Plasmodiidae. Gene Ontology annotation, molecular function: TBP-class protein binding. Gene Ontology annotation, biological process: transcription preinitiation complex assembly; DNA-templated transcription initiation. Gene Ontology annotation, cellular component: transcription preinitiation complex; nucleus. Bases 1 to 1101 code for a protein of 366 amino acids. The record is from RefSeq and is a predicted model, not a curated record.
AUGUCAUCGUUCCACAACAAGAAGCUGGCUCUGAGUUCCCACAAUGACAGGCCCACGCCGCUGAACUUAGGCGCGAACAGCGAGAGCCACACCGGGAAGCGGAAGCUGCUCCGAUCCUUCCGGAGCUCGAGGAACGACACGUGCCCAGACUGCAAAGAAAAGGGAAUAGUUAUAUGCGAUAACAGUGAAGGGACGCAGAUAUGUAAUGGCUGUGGUCUUGUCCUGGAGAGCCGCAUCCUCUCGGAGGAACAAGAGUGGAGGAACUUUCACAGCGAUGGGCAGAUGAAGUCGAAUGAUCGUAACCGAGUGGGGGAGGUGAGUGACAUUUGGUUUGAAAACAACCUGACCAGCACGACGUUCAUCAAGUCGAGCAAGAAGCUGCAGCACCUGAAUAUGAUGACGCAGAUAAACAAGAGCGACCAGACGCUGCUGGCCGCCUUCAACAUCCUGAAGCUUAUAUGCGAGACGUUUUUCCUGCGUAGCAAUGUGAUUGAGCGGGCGAAGGAGAUAACGAAGGAGCUGCAGGAGAUGGAGCAGCUGAAGAACCGAAUAAACAACCUGAACAUGCUGGCCGUGGUGUACCUGGCCUGCAGGGAGGCGGGGCACAUCAAGAGCAUCAAGGAGCUGAUCACCUUCGACCGGUCCUUUAAGGAGAAGGACCUGGGCAAAACCAUAAACAAGCUGAAGAAGAUCCUCCCCUCCAGAGCCUUCGUCUACAACGAAAAUAUCUCGCACCUAAUUUUUACCCUAUCCAACCGGCUGCAAUUAUCUAUUGAUGUGAUCGAGGCAAUUGAGUAUGUGGUGAAGAAGGCCACGACGCUAAUUACAACGUCGCAUCGGUUGAACUCGCUCUGUGGGGGGUCCAUUCACCUCAUCGCAGAACUAAACGCAAGUGAGGAGAAGAACCUGAGUCUGCCGAACAUCGGGCAAAUUGCCGCUGUGUGUGGAGUGACUACGAACACGUUGAAGACCACCUUUAAGGAGCUGCUCAGCGCGGCGGACUACAUUUUGCCCGCCUACUACUUGGUGGGCAACAACUCCAAGCUGGCCUCGCUUCGGCAGAAGUACCUGAGCGACGACCGCCGCAGGAGGAACAAGUGA